Messenger RNA from Oreochromis aureus, 981 nucleotides. RefSeq names its product DELTA-actitoxin-Aeq1c-like. The transcript is spliced from 3 exons. Gene Ontology annotation, molecular function: channel activity. The coding region runs from base 94 to 579 and encodes 161 amino acids. Gene Ontology annotation, biological process: cytolysis in another organism; monoatomic cation transport; pore complex assembly. Gene Ontology annotation, cellular component: pore complex. NCBI's taxonomy places the organism in Eukaryota, Metazoa, Chordata, Actinopteri, Cichliformes, Cichlidae. The record is from RefSeq and is a predicted model, not a curated record.
CAAACCCAAACUUUCAGUUCAGAGUUUCGCUCUGUCAACAGGGGCAAGACAUUUGGCUGCAGAUUACCAACCAGCUUAAAGAUCAGGUUCAUCAUGAGUCUUACUCACCGUGAGUGUACCAUCGUGAUCACGAACAAAACCGAGAAGUUCACCCUGUGCAACCCACUCACACACAUUGAGAAAGGCUCCUGCAAAAAUCCCCUGCCUCCCAUGCUUCAACCCCAUGAGGAAGGCAAAGCUCUCUUCAUCAAGACACGUGACACAGCGUGUGGCUCCGUGGCCGUAUUUACCUACGACCUCAAGGACGGGUCCACCCAGAGGGGUAGAGUCGCGGUGAUGUUCUCUGUGCCAUACAACUUUGGCUGGUACAAGAACUUGUACGCAGUGGGAAUCUUCGAUGUGGGCAAAGCCUGUGACAAGUACCUGUACAAGACCAUGUAUUAUGAAGAGGGCCAUAUGUUCAAACGGGGCCCAGCCAAGGGAAACAGUCUGACCCAAGAAGGGCAGUACGUUACCAUCACUGCGUCCAUGUCUGACGCCUACCAGCCUAUCCUCAAGGUUGACAUCUGCGAAAAAUGAGGCCCACAGCAUUUCCUGCAGUUUGCACCAUUAAUCCCAGUAACACCGGGUUCAGACUGUAGGAGAACUGGAGCUAAACAAUCAAUCAUUUUCUUUAAUUCUCUGCUUAUUUUAUGUCCACUUUGUGCAAAUGUAAAAACAAUCAAAGCUGAACAAAGAUCAAAUCUGAAAAUCUCAACAUUUAUUUGAAAUUUCUUCCCCUGUCCCUCCUUCCUUAUGACAUCACAAAGAUGGUGAGCUGUCAUUAGUAAAAUUCUGUGUCUGUCAUGUAGUCUGAACCUGAUGUUAAACUGUUAUUUUCCUUCUUUUAAAGUUCGACACAAACUUGAUUCUUACUUUCGAUGAUGUUCCUCAGAAAUCAUCAUGGUGACUGUUUUCCUGUGGUGCAAUGAUAUGAAAUCA